UACCGCGGUGGGUUGUGGGUCAUCCUCACUCCCUCUCUCUCUCUCGGGUUCCUUCGGGCGAACCGGUGGCAGCUGCAGCAGGAGGAGGAAGAUGGGCAAGUGCCGUGGGCUUCGGACAGCCAGGAAGCUGCGCAGUCAUCGCCGAGACCAGAAAUGGCAUGACAAACAAUACAAGAAGGCACAUCUGGGUACUGCUUUGAAAGCCAACCCUUUUGGGGGAGCUUCCCAUGCAAAAGGAAUUGUCUUGGAAAAAGUUGGUGUUGAAGCUAAGCAGCCAAAUUCUGCCAUCAGGAAGUGUGUCCGAGUUCAGCUCAUCAAGAAUGGAAAGAAAAUAACAGCCUUUGUUCCUAAUGAUGGUUGUCUGAACUUCAUUGAGGAGAACGAUGAAGUCCUGGUUGCUGGGUUUGGUCGGAAAGGGCAUGCUGUUGGUGACAUUCCAGGAGUUCGUUUCAAGGUCGUCAAAGUAGCAAAUGUUUCUCUAUUAGCAUUGUACAAAGGCAAGAAAGAGAGACCAAGAUCAUAAUAUCUGUGAUGCUGCAUUCAGCUAUAAUAAAACUUUUCAUUUGACAA
Messenger RNA from Zootoca vivipara (common lizard), 570 nucleotides. RefSeq names its product ribosomal protein S23 (gene RPS23). Gene Ontology annotation, cellular component: small ribosomal subunit; ribosome. Gene Ontology annotation, molecular function: structural constituent of ribosome. NCBI's taxonomy places the organism in Eukaryota, Metazoa, Chordata, Lepidosauria, Squamata, Lacertidae. Gene Ontology annotation, biological process: translation. The record is from RefSeq and is a predicted model, not a curated record.